Molecule: messenger RNA, 2519 nt
Organism: Caenorhabditis angaria
Lineage: Eukaryota; Metazoa; Nematoda; Chromadorea; Rhabditida; Rhabditidae
Source: the annotation of a GenBank genome assembly
CUGAGUUUACGGGUUUCUUCGGGUCGAAGCAAAAAACCGGCUGUUAGAGAGGAGACUUUUUUGACCGAAGAGGAUUUUUUGAGACCAUUGAAUGGUGAGUUAUGGAAACUUUGAAAAAAUGGGAUAUGGGGCUUCAAGAUGUGGUCAGGAUUAUUUCCGAAACUAUGUAUUGAAGCUCCAAAUAGAUAUAUACCAGAUCUAUUAUUAUAUGGGACCUUCUGGAGCCCCAAUGCCAACCUUUGAAAAACUAUGAAAUAAAAAGUUUCGAAUUUUUUGGAAUUCUGAAAUUUUUUCCGAUCACCACUUUCACUUCCCCAUUAUAAUUUUUGAUUUUUUGGAUUUCUGGUGUUAUAUUUCCAAUAUUUUUUCAGCCGAUUCUGAAUUCUAUGUGAAAGCUUGAAUAUGUAACUUUUGGAUGAUUUCUAGAUAGUUUUUAAUAAGCUUAUUGUUAUUCUGAAAGUGAAAUCACACUAUAUAUUUUUGUUGUGAAAAAACGUUUGAGAAAUUAGUACUCAGGGACAUUUUUAUGUAAUAUAUCAGGAUUACAGUAACUUUUAAUAUAAUUAGAAUUUGACUUGGGUUUAAACAGAACCUUGUUGAAGUUCUAAUCUUAUGAAAAUAAAAAAAAAACAAAGUAAAUACAUUUUUUUCUAAAUCAGUAAUUAAGCAAAUCAAAUCUUAAUAUGAAAAUGGAAAUUUCAAAUUUAGACCUUCAUUAAUUUUUUUUCCCAAAAUACUAAAAUUAACCUCUUCCUAGUCUUUUCGAAUCUCACUUUCUCAAAAGAUUCCAACUUUUGUAAAAAAAAAAUAAUCCAAAGUUUAUUACCAUGCACCAAUAAAAACUAUAUACAUAAUCCCCAGAUUUCACUUUUUCACAAAAAAAGUUUCGCUUUUUUCGAGAAUUUCGAGAAACAAACUAGUAUCUUGCAGGUUUUUUGUGUUUUCAAUAAAUUGCAUUUUCAGACGAUGAAACAUUUCUGACUGCUGACGAUUUCAAAAAUGCUGAUAAUUUACAACGCGAUCAUAUUCCAGCUGGAAAGAUUUUAUGGAAACAAGUUUUUCGAAAAGGUGAUAUUCGUGGAAAAGCAGCGUGGAAAUUGGAAAAUUCGGCAAAUUUGCGAAGAAAUGGAGUGAUUACGGGAACUAGAAAAUGGCCAAAUGGUCGGAUACCUUAUGUUAUAUCAAAUCAAUAUAAUGAAAGAGAAAGAGCGGUUUUGGCGAGAAGUUUUCAAUCGUAUCAUGAUAAAACUUGUAUUCGAUUUGUGCCAAGAACUGCCGUCGAUAAUGAUUAUUUAUAUAUUGGAAAAAUUGAUGGGUUAGUUGUAGGGUUUAUUUUUCAUGAGAACUUUACUUAUCUCAAAAACAUGCAGUUAGCAAUUUAAACUCUGGAAUUAAGAUUAUCAAAAACAAAUCCUUUCAAAAUUGUUUUGAUUUUCCCAAUUUUUCUAGAUUUGUCAAAUUACAGUAUGUCCAAACUAUGGCAAAAUUUUUGGCAUCGAAAAUAAACUUGCUGUUUCAAAUUUUUCAUUUUUCAAAAAUAUUUUUGAAAACAUUUCUGCAUCGAGUGAUUGUAUUUUUUUCAAAAAUUCCAAGUUUUUGAAUAUUUUUUGUAUAUUAUUGCAGUUGUUAUUCUGAUGUUGGUCGAGCUGGUGGUCGACAAGAACUCUCCCUAGAUAAUGGCUGUCUUCAAUAUGACACUGCAAUUCACGAAUUAAUGCAUUCUGUUGGUUUUUAUCAUGAACAUGAAAGAUGGGAUCGUGAUGAACAUAUCACUAUUUUAUGGCAUAAUAUUGAUCGAGAAGCUUAUGAUCAAUUUGGAAAAGUUGAUUUGGCUGAAAGUUCGUAUUAUGGACAACUUUAUGAUUAUUAUUCGAUUAGUGAGUUUGUUUUAUGAAAAUUGAUUAUGACAAGGGAAAUAUUUACAGUGCAUUAUGAUUCAUUGGCAUUUUCGAAAAAUGGAUUUGAGACAAUGGUGGCGAAAGCAUCAGAAAUGACACCAGUUAUUGGAGCAGCUAUCGAUUUUAGUCCAGUUUGUUUUUUUUUUUGAAUUUGGGAACUUUUACCAUAUUUUUUAAGGUUUUGAUGCUCUAAAGAAACUUCAACACUUUUCAAUUAUGCAAAAAUAAUUCAAUUUUCAGAUUGAUGUUCUGAAAAUGAAUCUGAUGUAUCAAUGUACAGAUCUGAAAACUGGAACAAGUCCAGCAGUUCCACUUCCACUUCCAACACCUUCCGAAAUCCUCGAAAAUAAAAAAGAUUCACGAACAAAAUCCAUCGAACCAACUCAAAAAAUCGAAGAUGAAGAUUGUCGAGAUCGAACAAAUCUUUGCUGGCGUUGGUCGGAUCGAUGCAAAUCAUUCUUUUUCGAAAAAAUCAUGCAAGAAUUUUGUGCACUUUCUUGCGGAUUUUGUGUUCCGAAAAAACCGCAAGGUUUACCAAAUAGUGUUUCGAAAGCAUCGCCGCCUGCUUUUGCAUCAACAAUUCUAACAAAAUCAAGCACUUCAUAUCUCAAUCAUGGAUAA